Epinephelus fuscoguttatus (brown-marbled grouper) is the source of this 2285-nucleotide messenger RNA. RefSeq lists its product as uncharacterized. Bases 62 to 1297 code for a protein of 411 amino acids. The transcript is spliced from 9 exons. The record is from RefSeq and is a predicted model, not a curated record. NCBI's taxonomy places the organism in Eukaryota, Metazoa, Chordata, Actinopteri, Perciformes, Serranidae.
ACGGAAGAGAAAAUGAUUUCUGCCAUCUGCUUGGUAAUGGCAGCAAUCCAGGCUGUGCAUAAUGGAAAAUGUCCUCCCAGUCACAUUUUGGGCUUGGGUUCACUGGAAGACCAAUUAUGACGUCCAUUUGGGCAGGACUUUUAUGACUGUGGGAAAGAAACAGACAAGGAGAGCAGAGGUAAAGGUAGCAGUGUCAAUGGUGGAACACAAUGUGCCAUUUGCAGUAGCCGAUCACUUCAGCCCAUUGCUAAAAGAAUGCUUCAAAGAUUUCCCUACUGCACAGAGCUUCAAGUCUGCCCGCACAAAAAUGUCCUGCAUAAUAAAUGAAGCAGUGACUCCUCACUUUAGAAAGGAACUGGUCAUGAAGAUGAGGACCAAUCCUUUCACGUUGAUCACAGUUGGAUCAAAUGAUACAGGACGUGAGAAGAUGAACCCGCUCACUGUGCGGGUAUAUGACAGUGACCUCAGCAAAGUUGUCCACAGGUUCCUGGAUAUGUGCCCCACCAGCGGGCCAAACUGCGGCACAGCUGAAGUGAUCUACAAGAAGAUGGAUGAGGCCUUGCUGAAAAACGCCAUACCAUGGAGAAACUGUGUCAGUCUGUCUGUUGAUAAUGCUCCUGUCAGUACAGGAGCAAGGAACUCCAUCGCAUCCAGAAUUCAUCAAGAACAUGCCAGCAUCUACAUCCAUGGGUGCCCUUGUCACAUCAUCCACAACACUGCCAAACAGGCUGGCCAGGCCUUUUUGGAGGUGUGUGGAUUUGAUCCAGAGGAGGAUCUUGCUGUGGAUGUCGGAUAUUGGUUUAAAGGAAGCACCAAUCGUAAAGGUUACCUGACAGAAUUCUGUGAGCUCCAUGGAAGUGAGUAUAUGGAAAUGCUCAUGCACGUUUCCGUUUGGUGGUUGAGCCUGGAGAAGUGUUUGACUCGUAUCCUGCAGCAGUAUGCGCCACUGGCCAGCUACUUGAAGUCACUAAAUGACAAACAGCCAAGGUUCAGGAGGCUUGUGGAGGCAUUCUCUGACCCAAUCACAGAGGUGUACCUGCUCUCCUAUCAAGCAACGUUUUCAGUCUUCUCCACCUUCAACCUCCUCCUCCAGAGAGAGAAGUCAUCCAUGUUCCUUCUACAUGAUGAGAUGAGGGGUUUCAUCCGCAAGCUGCUCUCGAAGUUUCUGAAGCCCGCAGCAUUGCAGCACCGGGAACUGCAUGAAAUCCGCUUUAAGGAGCCAUCCAACCAAGUUUUACAUCAGAAUAUGCACAUGGACUAUCCACUCACUGAUCUCACUCAACACACUGUUUGUUAGAAGGCUGCAGUCAUCUCGUCACACACAUGGGACCACAAUGGAAAGAAGUCCCCAGGACUUUUUUGUUUAGCCCAAAUGUGUGACUGACUACGCUGUUUGCAUUUCUGUCUAAUAAACUAUUCAAUCAAUCACUGAUAUGAUGAAGAUACUUAAAGGGGUGCUUUCAAGUUAGCUAGUGUGGUUUUUGAUGGUGACUAAAGUGACUCAACUCAGUCUUAUUCUUGUCUCAUACUGACAUGUUGGUGCAUACAGCAUACAGCGUUAAUGACCUCUGAAGUUGUUGAUUUGUGUCUCUUGUAGGAGAAAAGUUGGUGAUUGGCUUCACUACUCGAGCUACACUCAACAGGCUCCUUGAAGCAGGAGACAUUACACCGCAGCAAGUGCAGAGGUUCCAGCAGGCAGCAGUGGCGUUUCUGGAAAGGGCUGUGGAGUAUGCCAUCAAGAAACUCCCCAUGAAAGAGCCUCUGAUAAAACAUGCCAUGUUUCUGGAUGUCCAGCAGAGAGCAGAGUGUGGAGUGGAAGAUGCCUUCUACUUUGUCGACAGCUUAGUUGGGGUAUCAAGUUUCCUGAACUUCUCCCAUACAAUGGACCUGAGGAGCAUGACAAACUGAGUGAGGAGUUUCUGGACUACCAGUCCAUGGACAUUGCCAUGACCGAAGACCCAGCAAUGUUUGACUUUGAGAGCUUUUGGGGGAACAUGGCAUCAAUGAAGAAUAAGGUGACCGGUAUGAGCAGAUUUGGCAGGCUGUCUCGUAUUGCCAAGUUGGUCUUGGUACUUCCUCAUUCAAAUGCUGAUACAGAACAAGUUUUCUCUGUGGUUGGACUGAAUAAAACCAAAACCCGAAACAGUUUGGCUCUUGUGGGAACUCUAUCAUCCAUCAUGACAGUGAAGAUGGCGAGCCUUGAGCCACAGUGUUUUAAGUGGGAGCCCCCUGCCUCUGUCAUCAAGGCAUCAAAAUCUGCGACAAACACCUACAACAUGAGACAU